This is a messenger RNA of Nicrophorus vespilloides, 1465 nucleotides long. It is a transcript of the gene barc, whose product is annotated as HIV Tat-specific factor 1. Gene Ontology annotation, molecular function: RNA binding. Gene Ontology annotation, cellular component: U2-type spliceosomal complex; U2 snRNP. The record is from RefSeq and is a predicted model, not a curated record. The transcript has a single exon. Lineage: Eukaryota; Metazoa; Arthropoda; Insecta; Coleoptera; Silphidae. The coding region runs from base 95 to 1390 and encodes 431 amino acids. Gene Ontology annotation, biological process: mRNA splicing, via spliceosome.
UGUAAUUGUCCAUCUUUGUCUGAUUCAUGUUAAGCAAUCAGAUCAGACCCAUAAGAUAUAGGUAUAGAAUGUAAUCACAGAUAUAUUGUUUACCAUGGAAAGUGAAAAUAGUAAUAUACCUCUUGAAGAUUCAAAGGUAAUUGUAAGUGAAACAGAUGUUGAGAAGACAGAAGAAACUGAAAAUAAACUGAAUAGUGAUGAUUUAAAAGUAUCUGAAGAUAAUGAUAUUCCUGCAAAUUAUGAUCCAAAAGAUGUUUAUUAUGAGGGUGAAGUAGCCAUCUACAAGGAUCCUAAAUCAGGUUAUCAGUACAAAUGGGAUAAAGAGAAGAAUGAAUGGGUUAACCAUGUAAUUUAUGGCUUUGAAGAUGAUACCCACACAUACACUGAUUCAGAUGGAGUAACAUUUUUCUGGGAUAAAGACAAAAGUGCUUGGUUCCCAAAAAUUAAUGAUUUGUUUAUGGCUCAGUAUCAAAUGAAUUAUGGGUUUGUUGAUAACACAACAAAACCAGAACCUAAAAAAGCUGCAGAACCAAGCCCUGCUGCACCACCUAGUACAGAAGAAAAAAAGCCAGUGAAAAGGAAAGCUUCAGAGCCAGCUUGGUUUGAACCAGAAGAAAGAAAAAAUACUAAAGUCUAUGUAAGCAAUUUGCCUCUAGAUAUUACAGAAGAUGAAUUUGCAGAGCUGAUGCAAAAAUGUGGUAUAAUCAUGAGAGAUCCAGUAAGCAACAAACUUAAAAUCAAAUUGUAUACAGAACCUGGAAGUACUGAUCUUAAAGGUGAUGGUCUAUGCACAUACAUAAGGAUAGAGUCUGUAGAUUUGGCUUUGAAGCUUCUGGAUGGUUAUGAUUUCAAAGGUAAAGUAAUCAAAGUGGAGCAAGCUAAAUUUCAACUUAAAGGUCAAUAUGAUCCAAAAUUAAAACCAAAAUCAAAAAAGCGCAAGGACAAGGAUAAAUUAAAGAAGAAGCAGUCUCAGCUUUUUGAUUGGAGACCAGAGAAGAUGAGAGGCGAACGCGCAAAACAUGAAAAAAUUGUUAUCGUUAAGAACGUUUUUGAGUCUAAAAUGUUCGAUGAUGAUGUUGGCCUUAUAUUGGAGCUGCAGGAGGAUUUGAGGGAAGAAUGUAGCAAAUGCGGUGAAGUGAAGAAGGUUGUAAUCUUUGAUAGGCAUCCUGAGGGGGUUGCCCAAAUAAAUAUGACUGAACCAGAAAAUGCUGAUCAGUGUGUAGCUUUGCUAAAUGGUAGGUGGUUUGGCAAAAGGCAACUUUCUGCAGAGAUUUGGGAUGGCAAGACCAAAUUCAAAAUUGCUGAAACUGAUACUCAAAUCAAUGCAAGAAUAGAUAACUGGGAGAAGUUUCUUGAAGAAGAUGAUGAUAAAAAGGUUGUAUCAAAAUAAGUACUUUGUUGUUAGCAAUGUUAAAUCAUGUUUUUAUUUUAAAUAAUUGUAUAAAUAUAUGCUAUUAGUACAUUC